AUGCGGAUUGGCUGCACAGGGCACACAGGUCCAGAGAAAAAUCCAAGCUGCAAACAGGGCAUCGUUGCAUUGCCCAUGGCCAUGGUGCUCGCCGUCGUCUUCUUCUGCAUCCUCGUGCUCGCCUCCGCCGCCAUCGCCUUCCUCCUCAUCCGCUACUGCCUUCGCCGGAGGAUCAGUAGUAGUACUGCCGGCGACGCAGAGGCUCCCCAAGCCAGGGCAGUAGCACCACCACCUGAGCCGGAGCCCGAGCUGUCCUUACCAUCGUCGGAGCUGCGAGCAGCCAAGGAGAAGGGGAAGGAGAAGACUCUGUUGAAGUUGGAGCCGCGCAGGCUGACGUGGCGUGAGGUGGAGGCGCUGACCGGCGGCUUCGACGAGGCCGCCGUGGUUGGGCGCGGCGGCUCCAGCACCGUCUACCUCGCCAGGCUCCGGCACGGCGCGCCGGUGGCCGUCAAGGUGCACCGGUGGUGCGGCGGCGAGCGGCGGCUGCGCGCGUUCCGGCAGGAGCUCGGCCUGCUCCGCCGCAUCCACCAGCCGCACAUCGUCGCGCUCCUCGCCUACUCCGACGACCACGAGGAAGGGGGUGCACUGGUCCUGGAGUACCUCGCCGGCGGCACGCUCGCCGACCGUCUCCACGGAGGCGCCACGGCCCCGCUGCCAUGGGCGCACCGCAUGCGCAUCCUCCACGACGUGGCCUGCGCCCUGGAGCACCUCCACGACGCCUCCACCGGCGUCGUGCACGGCGACGUGUCGGCGUCCAACGUGCUCCUCGACGGCAAUGGCCUCAGCGCGCGCCUCUGCGACCUGGGCUCCUCCUGCGAGGGGUUCUCCGCCGCCGUGGCGCCGUCCAGGGCGGCCGUGGGCUCGCCGGGGUACGCCGACCCCUUCUUCCUCCGCACCGGUAUCGUGUCCAAGAAGUCCGACGUCUACAGCUUCGGGGUGCUGCUGCUCGAGGCCAUCACGGGCAUGCCCGCCGCCGGAUCCGGGUCCACAAAAAACCUGACGGCCCGGGUGCUGCCACGUGUCAAGCCGGAGGGGGUGGACGGCCUCGUGGACAGCAGCCUCGGCGAGGACUACGACGUCGAGGAGGCCGGCGACGUGGCCAGGAUCGCCGUGGAGUGCGUCGGGGCGCAGCCGGGGCUCCGGCCGACCAUGGAGCAGGUGCGGGCAGCCAUUGCAGAGAAGGCGGCCAGGUCCAUCUCCAAGGCUGAUUACGGCCACCAUAUACAGUUGAGCAAGCUCCUGGAGAUCACAUGAUGAGUGUUAGCUUUACUUAGGACGACGUCAUUUUCAUGUUUUCCUUUUCUUAGAGUUAUUAAGGUGCUUUAGCUUCUCUCUUCUGUGUCUCUUUCUGGUUGUGUUGUUCAUGCUUCUUUAGGUCGGGUACAGAACUAAGCUAGGCAUGUGGGACGAAAGAUCAUUCUGUAUCAUAGUAUUGAAGAGGAAUCUUAAUCAUUGACUUGUUGAGUGAAAUGUAAAUAACAACUUUCUCUGCGUUCUGUUCUCGUAUAGUAGGAGCAAAUAUUUGUCCCCACCGAAUGAUUCAGUCAUGAUGUAUACACUUUGUUCCA
Messenger RNA from Panicum hallii, 1568 nucleotides. Its product is annotated as probable receptor-like protein kinase At1g33260. The transcript is spliced from 4 exons. Gene Ontology annotation, cellular component: plasma membrane. Gene Ontology annotation, molecular function: ATP binding; protein kinase activity. The record is from RefSeq and is a predicted model, not a curated record. NCBI's taxonomy places the organism in Eukaryota, Viridiplantae, Streptophyta, Magnoliopsida, Poales, Poaceae. Bases 1 to 1254 code for a protein of 417 amino acids. Gene Ontology annotation, biological process: protein phosphorylation.